Molecule: messenger RNA, 2450 nt
Organism: Quercus robur (English oak)
Lineage: Eukaryota; Viridiplantae; Streptophyta; Magnoliopsida; Fagales; Fagaceae
Product: rhamnogalacturonan I rhamnosyltransferase 1-like
Exons: 8
Coding region: 643-2172 (509 amino acids)
Cellular component (GO): cytoplasm
Source: RefSeq, a predicted model, not a curated record
CCUUUACGUCUGUUCUUGUAAGGAGUCCUAGAUUGCAACCAAACACUUUUAACGCCUGGAUUUCAGGCUUUUUGGUUUCAGUUUCUAUUAGUUUAAAAACCUUCUUCUUCCCUAUCUUUCUUCAACAACUUUCAACCCAGUUCUCCACUGAGUCUCACUGAAGAUCUGGUCUGAGAGGCCCCACUGCCAAAUAAAUCUUUUCUCUUUCUCAGAGUGAAGUUUUAGUUGAAACUAACUCAUUUGUUUUUUACUUUCCUGGGUUUGGUUUUGGUGUUUAGUGUUUAAGGUUUAAGGUUAGUGUGGUGGGAACAGUAUAUAUAUAAAAGAUGGUGACAAAGUUAGGUGCUUCUAAGGUUAUAUAAGAGUUGGGUCUGGUUGGUUUUUCUUUUUUUCUUUUUUUAAGAAUCGAGGAAGGUUUAGACUUUCAAGGCAGUUUCAUUAUUUAUGUGAGGACGAUAAUAUUUACCAUGUGCUUAGAAUAAUCAUUGCUUUCAGGGUUUUGCACUGUCUUUUAUGUAAGACAUUUAAGUUUGGACCAAAAAUUUAAGCGUCAAUAAUAAAAGUUGAUACAAUCUGAAUUCAAGGUUGGUAUAUAGCAUUGGAGAGUAUAAGAGAUUUGAAUUGGAGGGAAAUAGUGUUACAAUGUGUAGAGUGAAGGGGAAUGAUGGCAAGUGUGAUCAUAGGGAGGAUUGUGAGAUGGGGUUCAUGUUUUCAAGUGAAGUAAUGGGGGAGAAAUCCAAGAGUAGUGUGGUUUUCAGGCGGCGAAUAAUAAAGCUAUGGUUGAUUCGGGUUAUGUCGUUUACGUUGCUUUGUGCUUGUGUUGGUCAGAUAUUGACAUUGGGGACGGUUUGGAGGCCUAGAUUGCCAACGGUUUGGCUUAGUCAUUCUGAAGUGCCUCUGCGCAUUGAAUUACCUUCUGAUCUAGCCAAAGUUGCUUCCCCACCAAAGAGGGUUUAUAAGAACAAUGGUUUUCUUAUGGUUUCCUGCAAUGGUGGACUGAACCAAAUGCGAGCAGCAAUAUGCGACAUGGUUACAAUUGCCAGAUACUUAAAUGCGACACUUAUUGUUCCACAGCUAGAUAAAACCUCUUUUUGGGCUGAUUCAAGUGACUUCCAUGACAUAUUUGAUGUUGAUCAUUUCAUUACAUCGUUGAAAGAUGAGGUUCAGAUAUUGAAGGAAUUACCACCAGGGCUCAAGGGAAGAGUUAAAAAUGGAAAGUUAAAGUCAUUGCAACCAGUUAGUUGGUCUAACAUGUCCUACUACUAUAAGGAGAUUCUUCCCCUGCUGAAAAAGAAAAAAGUUGUACAUUUAAGUAGAACUGAUGCUCGAAUGGCUAAUAAUGGUCUACCUCUAGAGAUUCAGAAGUUGCGCUGCCAAGUAAACUUCAAAGCUUUGAGGUUUACUUCCCAGAUAGAGGAAUUGGGUAGAAAAGUUGUCAGAAUUUUGAGGGAGAAGGGACCUUUCCUGGUCCUUCAUCUCAGAUAUGAAAUGGACAUGCUCGCUUUCUCUGGCUGCACACAUGGUUGCAAUAGUAUGGAGGUGGAAGAACUCACAAAACUGAGAUAUGACUACCCCUGGUGGAAGGACAAAGUUAUAAACUCUAAGAUGAAAAGGCUCUCGGGUUUGUGCCCGUUGACACCUGAGGAAACCACAUUAGUCCUUAAAGCUCUGGGAAUUGAUCGUAAUGUUCAAAUUUAUAUUGCUGCUGGAAAAAUAUAUGGUGGGAAAAGGAGGAUGCAAAGUUUGGUGGAGGCUUUUCCCAAUUUGGUUACAAAAGAUACUUUGCUGGAGCCCUCAGAAUUGAGUUUUAUCAAGAACCACUCAUCCCAAAUGGCAGCGUUGGAUUAUCUUGUUUCCCUGGAGAGUGAUAUAUUUGUUCCUACAUAUGAUGGAAACAUGGCUAAAGUUGUUGAAGGCCAUCGCAGGUUUUUAGGACACAAAGAUACCAUUCUAUUGGACAGAAAGCUUCUGGUUAGUUUGAUAGAUCGAUACAACAAUCAAUCAUUGAGCUGGGAUGACUUCUCUUUAGAUGUGAAAAAAUCUCAUGAGAACCGUAUGGGAAGCCCAACCAAACGAGUCAUCAUUCCAGAUAAACCAAAGGAAGAAGAUUAUUUUUAUGCCAACCCAUAUGAGUGUUUGGAACCGUUAGAUGAACCAUUGAGAAGCACAUGAUCGUCUUCAUCUUCUUCCCUAUUCUUCUGUACUUAUCACAAAAAGUUUUCUUAAUUCUUUCACUCUGAUUUAAAUACAGAGAAGGGAUUCUCUUAUAUUCAUGAAAUUCAGUUUGGAUCUGCUAAUAAGGAUCUUAGUAAUCUUUCUCAAUUUUGAAUAAUCCAAAUUUAUGUAUAGAGUGAAGUCCCUGCCUUUUUAAAGCUGAUACUAAAUCAGAUAGAUUGUAAAGAGGACAUGAGAAUUUUUGGAAUGGAAUGGUUACUACCUUUUCCCUAAUA